This is a messenger RNA of Erpetoichthys calabaricus (reedfish), 1197 nucleotides long. RefSeq names its product nucleomorphin-like. The transcript is spliced from 4 exons. The record is from RefSeq and is a predicted model, not a curated record. Bases 1 to 1023 code for a protein of 340 amino acids. NCBI's taxonomy places the organism in Eukaryota, Metazoa, Chordata, Cladistia, Polypteriformes, Polypteridae.
AUGACGUACACACAAAAACGGUGGGGGGAGGACGACGGAAACGGAAAAGCUCGCCUGAAGAUCGUUCAGGUGCGAAGUUUUAUCUGGAUUUUCUCAAAUCAAAUUGCAUACAGAGGCUAUUCAAGAACUUUAAGCUUUUGUUCCUUCCUCAAGGAAUUGUACUCCAUUGUUUCAAUGGAGGAAACAGGAGAAGCUGGUAUUUCCAGGAAAAGCAGUAUGAAGGAGAAGGGCCAAGGUACUCGGAAGCCCCGAGAGUUGGCAUAUAAAGAAGAUGUGGAGGAUACAGAAGAGAGAAGCAGUGAUGUGGAAGAGGAAAGUUUCACGUUAGACAAGGGGUUUAAUUUCAACUCUGCAGUGCACAUUAAGGAAGAAGACUGUGAUUGGGAAUCUAGCGACUAUACACAGCAGACUGUCCGAAUUAAGGAAGAGGAUGACGAAGAUGAAGAGGAGGAAGAGGAGGAAGAUUAUGAGUGGGACACUGUAAGUGUUAAAGGAGACUCUGAGGGAACACCUGAGGACUUCGAUGUACCAGAGCAUGAAAUUAUAACCUGUGUUAAACAAGAAGAGGAAGACGAUUUUAAAUCCGAGUUUAUUUCACAAUGUUCUUAUGGAGAUGAAGAGACAACUGGAUUAAAUUCCAUGUGGAACAGUCGCCACUAUCUGCAAGAAGAUCCUGACCAUGAACAGUCUAACUCGGUGGAGUCUAGUGCAAAAACGUCUGAAAAGCCUUCUGCUUCAGGUCAAUCUGGUGGAAAUUUACAAGAGGAUGAUGGCUGUUUUGAGCCUUCAUUAAAUGAGACAUCAUUUCAGGACAUAGCUCAAUAUUAUCAGCUUCAAGAAAAUAUGAAGAAGUCGGGCGUAAGACCUUUGAAAUGGGCCACUGUACAGAAAUAUCUUCUACCUAUGGCAAAGAUGUCUGGGAUGGAUGCCAUCAAAAAUCUCCAAAACAUUCAAAAUGCAAAUUCAGGCAAUUUAUUACCCUGUCCAGUAUGUGGAAAAUUUUUAAAAAUAGCUCUGAUUUAGAAGAACACCAGCGGAAUCAUGCGCAGAUGUUUGGCUGUGAAGAAUGUGGUAAACAAUUUGUGCACAAAGCUCAUCUUAAGAUGCAUGCAAGAAUCCAUACUGGAGAGAAAACCCAUUGUUGCACUGAAUGCGACAAGCGGUUCAGAGAAUCCAGUGAUCUUCGGAAGCAUAUGA